GAGUCCCGGAUGAACGACCUCUACUACCUGAACCUGGACACGUGGGAGUGGAACGAAAUACUCCCCCAAGGCGUCUGCCCCGUGGGCAGGUCGUGGCAUUCCCUAACACCCAUCUCCUCAGAUCACCUCUUUCUCUUUGGAGGAUUCACCACAGACAAGCAGCCCUUGAGUGAUGCUUGGAUUUAUUGUAUCAGCAAGAACGAGUGGAUACAGUUUGAGCACAACUACUCAGAAAAACCCAGGUUGUGGCACACAGCUUGUGCAAGCGAAGAGGGCGAGGUGAUUGUCUUCGGGGGCUGUGCCAACAACCUGCUUGCCCAUUCUAAAGCUGCUCACAGUAAUGAAAUCCUUGUGUUUUCUCUACAACCAAGAUCUCUCGUAAGGCUCUGCCUUGAAGCUGUCAUCUGCUUCAAGGAGAUGUUGGCCAGUUCCUGGAACUGCCUCCCCAAGCACUUGCUGCACAGCGUCAACCAGCGCUUCGACAGCAACAACACCUCGGGCUCCUGA
This is a messenger RNA of Merops nubicus (carmine bee-eater), 507 nucleotides long. It is a transcript of the gene KLHDC2, whose product is annotated as kelch domain containing 2. The record is from RefSeq and is a predicted model, not a curated record. Lineage: Eukaryota; Metazoa; Chordata; Aves; Coraciiformes; Meropidae. The transcript has 6 exons. Gene Ontology annotation, molecular function: protein binding. The annotation marks the transcript as partial.